AUGGCUGAACAUCAAAAUUGUGACAUCAAGUGCCAUCAUUGUGAAGGAAAUCACAUUGCUACUGAUUACAAAUGCUCAUUAAUUGAUAAGGUCAGACGUCGCUUGAUUGAGCAACUGAGAAAACAUCCCGAAAAACUACCUCCAGACUUUCAGUUAUUCAUACCUUCGGAAUAUCGUAAUAAUAAAUAUGAUUCGAGAAUUAUGCAUAAUGAUGAAGUAUGUGAUCAACCGAAUUAUUAUUAUCAACAAGUUCAAUCCUUUUCAACCAGUGAUCAAAGUACGUGGCCUAUUAGAUCAAAUACAACAAUUUUCAAUACAACAGAUAAUAGUAAUUUGAAUGAAUCAACAAAGAAUUUAUCGAGAGAAAUGAACGAAGCUAAUGAACGCCAUGAAGUUGAAAUGAGAAGAAUUGAAAAGAAGUAUCAAUCGAGUAUGUUUAAUAUUAAUACUGUAUGUUUGAUUAUGCAACAAGCUCAGCAGACGCAACAGACAAUGAUUUUAGGAAUGAACACAGCUGUCAAUCAGACAAUGUAUGGCACAUGUAAAAAAGCGAGCGAACAAUUUCAGACAAUGGCAUUAAAACUGAAAAUACAAUUGAAUGUAAAUGAUUUUGAUGAUAUUAUUAGUUCACUUAAACUUCAAAUUGAUUACAUCGAUGAAAUGCAUAGCGAAUUCUGUAAACACCUAGAAGACCUUCAUAAUAUCUCGAGACUGCAAGGUGGAGCUCUGAACAAAGCGAUGGAUGUUUCAUUUAAUCAUAUUCAUGAAUAA
Molecule: messenger RNA, 771 nt
Organism: Didymodactylos carnosus
Lineage: Eukaryota; Metazoa; Rotifera; Eurotatoria; Philodinida; Philodinidae
Source: the annotation of a GenBank genome assembly